Messenger RNA from Tetrahymena thermophila SB210, 2982 nucleotides. Its product is annotated as phosphatidylinositol 4-phosphate 5-kinase. NCBI's taxonomy places the organism in Eukaryota, Ciliophora, Oligohymenophorea, Hymenostomatida, Tetrahymenidae. The record is from RefSeq and is a predicted model, not a curated record. Gene Ontology annotation, biological process: phosphatidylinositol metabolic process. The transcript has 8 exons. Gene Ontology annotation, molecular function: phosphatidylinositol kinase activity; calcium ion binding.
AUGCGUAAUUUAUAUGAGUAAAGUUAGUAAACAAUUCAUAGUCAACAAUAUAAGCAUAUAAAUAAUGAAACUAAUUUUUAUGACCUCACACAAACAGUUAAAACAAAUCCUAAAUAUACAACAUAUACUGCACCCUUAGUAGGAUAAUACACGUAUACAGAUAAAAACUAAUCAUAAUUUUAAACAAAGUCACUAUAUGGGAGAGAUAAUUCAUCUAAAAAAAUGUCUAAAUAGAGUCAAAAUAUGUAGUAUUUGAUGUAGAAGUAUAAAUUUACUGAUUAAGAAUUAAUAUUUUUUAAGAAAAGAUUUGAUAGCAUUUCGUAAAAAGGUAUUUUAAACUAAAAAUUAUUUCGUAAGAGCAUGGGAAUUUUAGGGAUUGAUCAUCUUUCGUACAUAUCAGAUCGCAUAUUUUUGUUAAUAGACAAAGAUUAAGAUGGUAAGGUUAGUUUUGAAGAUUAUUUGUCAUAUCUAGAUACUAUCAUUAAUGGAACAGAUAUUUAAAAGGCAUAGUUAAGUUUUUCCUUUAUAACUAUGAAUUCAAGCGAUCGUAACAAAAUUUAUUUGCAUGAUAUUGAGUAAAUGGUUAAUUAAGUCUCUCUUGUCUGGAAAGACCUCUCAGGAUCCACUGUGUAUCCCCAAAAACAGUACAUAGAAAGUGUAUUUAGAAAAUUGGAUUUCAAAUAAAAAGGCUUUGUUGAUUUCGAAGACUAUUUUAAUACAUACUCCAGGCAUUAACAUAUUUUUUCAUGGUAUGAGUUAUUCAAUGGAGAUGAAAUGAUGGAAAAAUAAAUACAAUAAAUUAAUGUAGAGCAAAAAAAAAUCUAAAACAAAGUUAAUAAUUAAAUAAAGAAGAGUGAAUUAUGCAAUUUAAAGACAACGAGCUACUUACAAGGACUUAAUAAUGAAGUAGCUAACUGCUUAAUCUCUCUAAAGGAUUUUGAAAAUAAUAUGUAAUAAAAAGAUAACUGGGAGGUAGAAUUAUAGGCUAAUAAUUAAGUUAAUGGCUUCGAUGUAAGCAAGCAAUAAAAACAUCUUUUAUCUGUUGAAAAUUGUGAAAAGGUUCUGUAACCAAACUCAUUAAAUUAACUUUUAUUUAUCAAUAACAAUGUAAAUAAUAAUAAUCCUAAUAAUGGGUCUACUCUUUUUCUAACAUCUUUCCAUCAUGAACAAAACUCGUGCAUAAAUAACUCUUUUUUGAGUUCUACUUAUUAAGGACCACUAAGUAUAUUACAACCUACUUAAAUUCAUCUAGGAGAUUAAGAUCCCGAAGAAGAAGAGGAAGAUAUUAAUGGUUUAGCUUAAGAAAAAUUUGAAAUGUAAUAAAUUUAGUAAUAAAAUGAUAAAGAUCACUAAGUAAUUUAGGAAAGCAAAGCUUUAGAUUUUUUAGACAAGCUAGAAGAAAAAAUAAAAAUGCUGUUGAACUAAACUGAAGAUUUAGAAAUAUAUUUAGAUAAUUUGGUUAAUAAAGAUGAAGGACUAACUACUAAAUUUACAAGAAAAACAAGUAAUUCUUAAACAAGGGCGAAUAAAGGAGGAGGGUUGAUAUCACUCCAUGCAACAUAAAGAGAUGAUUAUGAAGAAACAAUAGCAGAUUAAAGAUUUAAUUAAAGAAUAUCGAGUAUCUAGACCACUACAAAGACAUUCAAUAAAUUUUCAUAGUAUGGUAUGGAGACUCACAAAGAUUUACUUUAGAAAUUUGAAUUUUAACAAAGCAAAUCUUUAUAGUAGAGGAAAGUCACUAUUAGUAAUAUACCAUGCCAUAAAAAGAAUACAAAGACUAGAAGAAAUAUUUCAAUUUAUGUAGGACACGAAAACUGGAAUUUGAUAUUUGUGAUGAUGAUUGGUAUUAGGGGAUCUAUCAAAGACUUAAGAAAUGUUGGUAUGCCAAGAUAGAUAGAUCCUAAAUAUUUCACUUAAAAGAACAACAAAGAUUUGAUAAGAACAUUUCAAAAUGAUUCAGAUUUUAUUUAAUACAGAUUCACUGAUUAUGCCCCUCAAAUUUUUGAAAGAAUCAGAUUAUUAUUUAACAUUACAAAAUAAACAUAUUCUAAGAGUUUAGGGCCAGAAACUCUACUAGGUAACUUAAUUCUAGGAAACAUGACAAACUUAUCAGAACUUUGCUCUUCUACAAAAAAUUUUAACAAGUUCUAGUAUUAUUCUGAAGACGCUAAGUUUGUUAUUAAGGCAAUAUCAAAAGAAUAAGCAUAGUUUUUUUUUAAAAAAAUACUUCAGCCUUACUUUACCUAUGUUAACAAUAAUUUUCAUACACUUCUAAUGAGAUUGUAUGGACUUUAUAAGAUAAAGUUUAAUAAGAAAGGAAAGAAAAUAGGUGAUUCAGUUUAUUUUUUUGUUACUCACAAUAUAUUUUCCACUGAAUUAGAAAUAGACACUAGAUAUGAAAUCAAAGGUUCUACUCAUAACAGGACUGCUAGGAGAGGAAACAAUUUAUCAAACUUUGAUAAAAAUACAUCUCUUAAAGAACUAGACCUUAAGCAAGAUAAGGUAAAGCUUGGAUUAAAUUAAUAAGAUAAGAUCUAACUAUUAAAUUAGCUAAAAUCUGAUACAUAAUUUCUUUCUAAGUUGAAUAUCAUUAACUACUACCUCUUGCUUGGUAUACAUAAUAUAUCAGUCGAUUAAUAAAGGUUAAGCAUGUUUAAAGAAAGCCAUAUUCUUACAAACAGCAACUCUACAGUUUUAUAUAGAGAUAGGGAUGAUACUCUUAAAUUUUCAUGCUCUAAUGACAGUAUAUAGUAAGAAUAAUAACUAAGAUUUUAUGAAAAGUAUUAAUCUGGAAUACUCUCUGAAGAUGAAAAAUAGGUCUAUUACUUUGGAGUAUUGAAUAUAUUUACUGAAUAUAAGUCAACUCAAAAAUUAGUUCAUUCCAUUAAAUCAACAUUUUACGGAUCUUCAAUAACAACCAUUCCUCCAAACGAAUAUCAAAAUAGGUUAAACAAAUUCGUUGCAGAUCAAUUAUUCAAUUGA